Messenger RNA from Caenorhabditis briggsae, 1083 nucleotides. Bases 1 to 1083 code for a protein of 360 amino acids. Lineage: Eukaryota; Metazoa; Nematoda; Chromadorea; Rhabditida; Rhabditidae. The transcript is spliced from 9 exons. The record is from RefSeq and is a predicted model, not a curated record.
AUGGACACUACAAACUACACAUCUGAGGAACCGACUGUUGAACUUCGAGUUCUUCAUAUAAUAUUGGCUUUAAUUGGCUUAUUUGACCAGUUGUUUAUGGUGAACAUUUUUUUUAAUGAGGCAAAAUAUAGGAUUUCGUGGAAGUAUCUAAUGGCUUCGAAGGCGAUUGCGGGAGCAAUCUACUGUAUUGCUCAUAUAAUUCUACAGAUCUUGAAUCUAUACGGAAUGAUCCCCAUGAAGUACUGUGUCAUCGUUAAGCUCUGCGAGACAAUCUCACUAACUUAUUCUCAACUAUUUUUCGUUACAUUAAUGUUUCGAAUUCUGCUGAAUGAAAAAAGUCAUCGAAAACUUUUUUCGUUUCUUCUCAUUGUCUUUUCGAUUAUCUUUGCUACUCUGGUCGCAUUUUAUCAAGAUUUUUGCUACAGACAUUUUAUAUUGAUUUGCUCCUUUUUUGGAGACAGGAAUGCGUGGGAUCCAGUUGUGAAUCAAUUGGCUAUUCUUCUCCCUGAUUUAUUGGUAUGCAUAGCUUUUUUAUCUUGGUCUUGGUAUGAAUCCAUUCCACAACCAACCGGACACCUCCAACAUGGAUUUAUCGCAAAAAAGAGAGAAUCUACAGUGUCCUGGUGGCUGGUAGUUUUUAAUCUUGCACUUCAUAUGGUUUUCAAUAUCCCAAAAAUGGGAAUGGUAACACGGAUUAUAUUCAAGGAUGAGAAAAAAGUUUCAGAGAGUGAAUAUUACAUUUGGAAUUUAUCCACAAUACUAUACCAAGUGAUUUCUCCUUGGCUAUGGAUUUGGACGUUCAGAAAAUUCGGGAAAAUGUACAACAAGAUGAAUCUGUCUGGAACGCAUUUAGAUUCACCCUGGUUCAGAACUGAGGAAGAUAAUAGGAUAGCAGAAAAUACCAGGGAUGAGCGGGCAAGGCAUAUGGAAGAUCAGAAAAAAGAAAAGAAAAAUAAUUCAAGGAAGAAAUGCAGCAUUUGUUGCUGGAGCAAACAAAAAACCACCCCUGUUCGAUCUUUCACACAAGAGACGAAGUACGAGAGAUUCAAACGAAUUUUUGGCAAACCGGAAAGAUAUGUUUGA